Messenger RNA from Alnus glutinosa, 5223 nucleotides. RefSeq lists its product as uncharacterized. The coding region runs from base 2584 to 3606 and encodes 340 amino acids. Gene Ontology annotation, molecular function: nucleic acid binding; zinc ion binding. NCBI's taxonomy places the organism in Eukaryota, Viridiplantae, Streptophyta, Magnoliopsida, Fagales, Betulaceae. The transcript has 2 exons. The record is from RefSeq and is a predicted model, not a curated record.
UACUCUCCUUGUUUCCUUUUCUUCUUAUCUUUUGCUUUUCCUAUUUACUACUUCCAUCGAACACACAGAGAAGGAAGAGUCAGAGGAAGAAAAACAGAGAAAGAGGAAGGCACGAGAGAGCUUACCACGGUGAGAGACAAUUUCUGUUUCUUUCUUUGAGCUGGCCGAAAGAAGAGGAGAGGAAAGUGAGAGUUUAAUUUUCUGUUCAGCUUACACAGACCCGAGAGAGAGAGAUGGCAUUUUCUGCUCUGAUUUAGAGUAGACUGAGUGAUAGGGAGAGUUUGGAAGAGGGAGCUUUACUGGUUUGUGUUUGGGUUGCUGGAAAACAAGACCCACCGAGAUGGAGCAAGAAAGAGAGUUUACUUCUACUCUUCCUUUUUCGAGAGGGUGAGAGGGAGAGCUUUCUACUUUCACUUUUUUGCUUUUACCGAACUAAAGGAGGGACAGAGAGAGCUUGAAAUGCAGAAAGAGAAGAAGGAAGAAGAAGGCCGUUGGGCGUGAAUUGAAGAGGGAGGCUGCACUCAAUAUAUAGGAGUCUUGAUCGGUUGAGAUUAAUUGAGUAAAAAUUGAUCCAUGGCUGAGAGGCAACUUGGGUAGCAAGUUUGAUCCAUGGCCGGGAGUAGGACCGUGCAGAUCGGCCGCCUGCCGCCCACCAGCUGUCACCGCGCCGACAUCGAGCCGCCAUCUACAUCUGGCUGCCGGUAAGCGGUACAGAUUUCGCCUACUGACGUCGGUUCGGUCGGUAGGCGAAAUGAGGGCCGUACAGUCGGUUUUUGCACCGACCCAAACCGACUAUAUUGUUUACUUAAAAAAAAUAAUAAUAAAAAGACGACACCGUUCUGUUAUACAAAAAGUAAAAGCAGACGCCAUCCGCCUUCUUUUUCGUUAUUUCAUCCUAUAUAUUCCACUCUUAAAAAAAUUCCCCUGAAGGCUGAAAGGCUAAUUAUCCGUUUCUCUCUUGUUGUUGUCAACGUCGGAAACUUAUUCUUUCUCAAUCUCUUGCCGCGCUGUGAGUCACUUUUAAGGGGAUGCUGCUUUAUCCAGAGUCUACUCUUCAGCUAUGUUCUUCGAGAAGAUUCUGUGAAGUUUUCAAGGAUUUAUUUCUGUUCCCUGUCAGCCGUCUGGAUGACGUGGUAUUCCCUCCGGACACUCAUCAGUCAGCAACAUCCGUCCGGACGACGAGAUCUUUCCGUCCGGACGCCCAUCAGUGUCUAGAAGCUUCGAACAGUUCAAGAUUGCAUCCGUCCGGACGUAAUGGCAAAUCGUCCGGACGCUCUUCAGAGUUCGAGAAAAUCCCAAUGUUCCAGCGCAUCUGUCCGGACGACGUGGUUAUACCGUCCGGACGCCAUUCAGUGUUUGACAAGAAAUAGGAUUUCUGCCUCAAGACACAGUUAUGGGAAGACGGCUACUACCGUCCGGACGAUGUGUGAUCCCGUCUGGACGAUGUCCUCUAUAAGGCAAGAAUGUGCAUACCAAGUUCAACCGUCUGGACGUCAGCCUUCAUGGUCCGGACGAUCAAGCUUCGUAUAUGGAAGUUGCGUGCACCAGUUCAACUGUCCGGACGUUAGCCUUCAAGGUCUGGAUGCUCCAAGCCUUAUUAUGGUAAUUUCGUGCAGCCGAAGUGCAACCGUCUGGACGCUAGGUCAACACCGUCUGGACACGGCCUUGUUAUGGAAGCUUUCAGCGCUAUCUUGGAGAGGCGGUUGCAGUUGACCGUCCGGACUCUCGGUCAAGCCGUCUGGACACCCUCGGGUAUUUUGGUCAUAAAGUUUUACACAAAUAUCGGAUUGAGACAAAAUUGGCUUCAUUGGAAAGCUUAGAAAAAAUUCUGUAAUUUGAGCAUCUGGACGGACCCUAGAAGCAUUCGGACGGCCUCCGUCCGGACGGAAAGAUUUGCCCAUCCGGACGGCCCUGGCUCCCGUCCUGACGUGCGUGUUUCAGACUCCGUUUUUGAGUCGAUUUUGGAUUUCCAAAGCCUAUAAAUAAGAGGCUUGAGGCAUGCUUUCAACAUAGAAUUCGGUGGUGAAUUCUCUACAGCUUAGAGACGUGAUAUUUCCUCUAAAGUCUUGCCAAGGGUGUGAAUUCCAUUAGAGCUCAGAGAAGUCAUCAAUCCUUUUGAAGUCGUUUUACAAGUGUGCUGUACUGUAAACCGAUGUCUAUCUUAGAGGUCGGCUCUAAGGUAAGGAGUUCCAUUGAAGACCCCUUCAGGUAGGUGAACCUGGUUGGGAAGCAUUCGUGUUGGGUUACACGUCAGAGAUCAAGGUACGACCACUGCAUCGGUACAUGUGAGUGUUACUGUCUUGUAUCUAGCUAUGUCUUCUGAAUAGUGGAAUUCCUUGGUUUGGCUGCCUCGGAGUGGUUUUUCUCUUAACUGAGUUUCCACUUCGUCAACAAAAAUCUCUGUGUCAUUUAAUUUCCGCUGUGCUUUAAUUUUUGUUGACACUUGUUGCACACACUUUAAUUUUAGAAGUCAUUUCAAUUUUUCAAUUGGUAUCAGAGCCGGCACACUCUGUUUAGGAUUUAAUUCCUGAGUGUGCUCCUCAUCUCUUUGUGACUUCUAUUUUUUUUAUUACAACUUUUAUCAUGAAUUCUUCUCAGUUAUCAAAUGAGGAUUCUGAUAUUAAGCUCUUGAAGGUUUUUAAUAAAUUGAAGAAUGAUCAUCAUUCUAAAAUUUCACAUAAAGAGCUUAAAAAGGUGAAGCAAGAAAAAGAGUCUUUGAUUAUUCAAUUGCCUGAAUCACAUGGCUUAAAUGACUCUUUAAGAUCUGAGAAUACCAUGCUGUUUAACAUUAUUGAUUCACUAGAGAUUAAAUUAAAAGAUUCUGUUUUUUCUAGUGAUAAUUUGAAAAGCAUGAUGUAUAUUCAUUCAGAUAUUUCCAACAAGCCUGAUUUAGUUGUUGAUGAUUUGAGUGCUUCUACUUCACAUGUUUCUGAUUCUGAAUUAGAUUCCUUUAUUAUUGAGCCUGUGAUAGUAGACACUGCUUGUUUGGAUAAUUCUUGCUUGAAUGAUUGUGUGAUGCCAAAAUCCAAAGACACAGGUACACAAGCUCGUGGUAAGUUUGUCCCUACUUGUCAUAAUUGUGGGAAGAUUGGUCAUAUUAGGCCAAAUUGUUGUUUGUUGAAAUCCCACAGGCCUUGGAUCAAGCAGGAUGCUAUGAGGAAAUGUAAAGUUGAAGAUUUUUCCUCAUCAAAAUAUGUUCCUCCGCAUAGGAGACAUAUAGAAGGUAAGGGCACUGUUAUGUGUAAGAAUGCUAACCAUAAUUUUGCAGAGAAUAUCAAGAAGCAUUCAAACAAAAGAAGCUUGCCCACCUGUCAUCACUGCGGCAUCACCGGUCACAUCCGACCCAAAUUUCCACAACUCCAGAAGUUGAAGGUUCAGAGGAAGCUGCCAAUAAGAGCUACACCUCCGAUGGCUCUUCAAGCUCUACGACAUCAGCAGAAGUUUGUUCCUGCUAAUCAGAGUGGCAAAUCAAGGCGCUACAAGAGAAAGCUGCAUAAGCCCAAUGGCAGCCAUGCCCAUGAAGGAUUGCUGAACCUAAUACAAGGUAUGCUACGGAGAAUGGACAACAUGGGCAAAACCUGCAAGCUACCGCCUCGGGUUAAGUAGGUAUGGGUCAGGAAGGAUGUGACCAUUCACCCCUUGAGGGGGAGUGGACUUACCUAGUAAAGGUGAAGUCUCUCAUGCCUAGGAUUGUGGUUCCUUAAUCCUAGUGCAUGUCAGGUAUGUUUACAUUGCAUUGUCUAUCUUGUCAUAUUUAUGCCUUGCAUUCUGUUUGAGGAACUGUUUAUUUUAUCCCCAUAUUUUCUCUUGUUAUCUUGAAAAGCUUCUGCAGAUAUUUUUGGGGAUGACAGUUAAAGCACGUCGGGCGGCUGCUUCUCUGUCUUGGUAUUUCUAAACCUCUCUCCAUGUGGAUAGGUUUGGUUUUACCUUACAUGCUGGGAUUAGAUGUCAUUUCCUUUUCUGAGCAUGUGUUUGUUGAUUUUCUGUUUAUCGGUUUUCAACAAAAAAAAAAAAAAAAAAAAUGGGGAGAAUUUGCAGGAUUUUCUUUCUCUUGGCUUAUUAGGUACUGUAUGUAUCCUUACCUGAUAUCUCUCUUCUGUGAGCAUUAAUUUACUAUGCUUAGAUAUAUUCGAGAGUUUUGACUAUAUUAGCCAAGUGUUUUUCCUGUUUAUGCAAAAGUAGGAUAGCUUCUUUCCUCAUGCGAUGAAAAAGUGCACUAUCCCGGGCUCCCCUAAGGUACUUCUUUCCUUCUCUAACUCAUUGCUUUUGGAGAUUUUGGAUAUGAGUAGAAGUCCUUGAUUAGAUGGCCAAAUUGACCACAGGCUAGUUGAACCUAGCAUCUAUAAAUUCUGGCACUCCCUUCAGUUUGCAGUACCAUAAGAUUCGAGCAGUAAUUCAUAAAAAGUUAUGUGCUUUAAAUUUGUUUAAUCACUGCUUAUGUGCUUAAAUUUACCUUGCCCUCUAUGAGCAAGUAAAAAUUUAUCUUGUCCUGCAUGAUACAAGUAAAAUAGAAUAUGUGCUGUUUUUUUGGGGGAGUGUAUCAGAUGAGGGUGGCUAGGCCCUAGUAAGUUAUAAGGUUUGACUUUUGGCUUAUUUGUCUCUGAUUUUCUCUCGUGUCUAGAAAAUCUAGUUGCUCUUUGUCAUGUCUUGGAAAGUCAUACCUUGUGGGAAAAGAGUCUCCACACACACACGCAUUGCUUGAGUUGAGUUGCCUAUUUGAAUUUUUUGUGAUCAGGAAAAGUUAUUUGUGCUGAUUGAACUCUUAACUCUCUUUUAUAUCUCUGCUUAGUUUUGAGAUGCUCCCUGAUUGUGUUAUCAGUGGAUUAUACAUGCGUGUUCUUAAACUGACUUUGGAAAAAUUAUUUUUCUGCAAAUUUUCCUCAAGUUUCAGAUUUUCAGUGUGAAGUGUGUGGACGGACUUAUUCUUACGUCCAAAACGAGAGCAGUCUUGCCAUAUGCUGACCUAGCAAUUGCUCAUUCGGUCAGGAUCUCUAUAGGUUUAAGACUUGCUUCUCUUUCUCUGCCAUACACACAUCUUUGCAUUUUUAUUGAUUUAUCAUGGCAUCUUGUGUCUUUUUCUCGUGGAUUUCUCCCCAGAUUUUGGCAUUUGUUGCACAUCUCUUCUCAUCCCAUGAUCUUCUUUGUGUCUUCCGUUAUUCUUUUAAGUCUUUGUGCUUUUAGAAUAUUGGAAUAUUUGUUGGGAUAUUUUCUUGAGAUAUUGUG